This is a messenger RNA of Sorghum bicolor (sorghum), 1623 nucleotides long. RefSeq names its product ureide permease 1. Gene Ontology annotation, biological process: nitrogen compound transport. The transcript is spliced from 7 exons. The coding region runs from base 190 to 1482 and encodes 430 amino acids. NCBI's taxonomy places the organism in Eukaryota, Viridiplantae, Streptophyta, Magnoliopsida, Poales, Poaceae. The record is from RefSeq and is a predicted model, not a curated record. Gene Ontology annotation, cellular component: membrane. Gene Ontology annotation, molecular function: uracil:monoatomic cation symporter activity; allantoin:proton symporter activity.
UCUUUCGAAAAAAUGAUUCUUUUAUUCAAAUAAUAACGCAGUCUACAGCACAAUCUCCCUUGACAGGUCAAAAUGCCUGCUUGACCAAGCUGGGCCAGAUCUCCCGGUAGUUCUUCAGCGUCGCACUGCAUCUUGUGCAUAUAUCAAAGAUCCCUCGGCAUCGGUUCUUCUGCAUCGCUGUCGGGCGAGAUGCCCGUCGCCGUGGAGGACAGGGGCGGCGCCGUGGCGCUGAUGCUGGCGUCCCUCUUCCUCCUGGGCACAUGGCCGGCUCUCCUGACGCUGCUGGAGCGCAGAGGCCGGCUGCCUCAGCACACCUACCUCGACUACUCCAUCACCAACCUCGUCGCCGGCGUCCUGAUGGCCGUCGCGCUUGGGCAGGCUGGAGAUAGCAGGCCAGACUUCUUCACUCAGCUCACCCAGAUGCAGGACAAUUGGCCUUCAGUCCUAAUCGCAAUGGCCGGUGGCCUCGCCCUCAGUCUUGGGAACCUGGUCUCGCAGUACGCAUGGGCGUUUGCCGGCCUGUCAGUGACAAACGUCAUCUGCUCAAGCAUGACAGUCGUUUCAGGCACGACCAUAAAUUAUUUUCUCGAUGGUCGUAUCAAUCGAGCCGAGAUACUCUUCCCGGGUGUCGUGUGCUUCCUCGUGGCGGUGUUCCUUGGUGCAGCCGUCCAUUCUUCCAAUGCCAAUGAUGAUGAACAGAAGCUAAGCAUGAAGAGUGCAGACAUCGAGCUCAGCAAUGACUUUUCAGACAAAGCGAAGUUGCUGCCUGCUCCUGAAGAAUCGAAGAAUGGAGAUGCAGAAGAUUACAGCGCUUCCAAUGAGUUGAAACCAGGCACUGCAGAGUUCAUCAUCCAGGUUGAGGAGAGACGGUCAAUCAAGGUCCUUGGCCAUAGCAAGUUGCUAGGCCUCGGUCUCGUUUUCUUUGCCGGGGCCUGCUUUUCACUCUUCUCACCAGCGAUCAACCUGGCCACCAACGACCAGUGGCAUGCCCUGAGGAAGGGUGUCCCGCACCUGGUGAUCUACACCGCCUUCUUCUACUUCUCGUUGUCAUGUUUCGUGCUCGGCGCCUGCCUCAACGUCUGGCUUCUGUAUCACCCCAUGGCGGGAGUGCCAGCAUCGACCGCCGGAGCAUACGCCAGGGACUGGAACGGCAGGCAUUGGGCCCUUCUAGCAGGGCUGCUCUGUGGUUGUGGCAACGGUUUUCAGUUCAUGGGCGGCCAGGCUGCUGGGUAUGCUGCUGCUGAUGCAGUCCAGGCGCUGCCGCUUGUAAGCACAUUUUGGGGUGUCAUCCUCUUCGGGGAAUACCGGAGGUCCUCGAGAAAGACGUACUUGUUACUCUCGUCCAUGCUGUUGAUGUUCAUCAUCGCUGUUGCAGUUUUCAUGGCUUCAGCAGGGCAUAGGAAGGGAUUUGAUACCAAUGCUAGAUUCAUUGUAACCAGAUUGAACAGAAGUUCAGUUUAUCAAGACAGUAUGCACAGCUAGAGGAAGUUUCUAGCAAUUUUCAACAUGUCCAGCAUCUAUUAUUGAUUUCAACAAUCCAGAAUAUAACAGAAAAGAGUCUUCAAACCACUCAAGUACUCAAAGUGAGUCUCCAUGAACAAUUCUAAAAUACCAAAAAAAAAA